Messenger RNA from Laetiporus sulphureus 93-53, 897 nucleotides. RefSeq lists its product as uncharacterized. The coding region runs from base 73 to 897 and encodes 274 amino acids. NCBI's taxonomy places the organism in Eukaryota, Fungi, Basidiomycota, Agaricomycetes, Polyporales, Laetiporaceae. The transcript has 3 exons. The record is from RefSeq and is a predicted model, not a curated record.
GUCAGCUAUAAUGUGAACUUCGUCGGCCUCUCGCAUACAUCCGUAUCCUUCUCACAGCCAUCGCGUCUCUCGAUGUCGACAUACCCAAUUCAAUGGUUGGAUACGACGUUCAACUCGCCCAGCAGAGCACAGGAGCUGCUGCGGCCAGAUCUCGAGUCGGGCCUCAUCACGCCGCAUGAUUACCAGCUCGCGACGACCUUUCUACCAGGAUCUCAUCGUUACUGGCCGCACAUGUAUGCCGCCGUGGGCAGCGGCAUGACCGCAGGCUACGUACGGUAUUUGAGACGGCCACCCAUGUCACUUGGCCGGACAACACUUCUCGCCACGGUUAGCGGCUUCUUCGGUGCGGUAUACGGCCAAAUAUGUCGCGCCGAAGCGCAUUUCGCUUUCUCAGAGAUGCUGGAUGAUCCCGUUGCAUUCAGCCAAGCCUUAGAGAAUGUUAACAAGAGGAUGGGAGGCGUGCGGCCGCUUGGGUGGACUCUAGCAAGAGCAAAAGAGGUGAAACAUGGGGAGGGCGUGCAUGGGAACGCACCACGACCGGCUGAAGGCCAGUGGGCUCCAGACGCAGAAGGUGCAGAGAUGGGAGUCGGAUCUGCAGCUGUGCCCUCCAGGCCGGUUUCACUACCUGAGGAAUGUACGUCAUCGUUCAAUGCUUCUGCUUACGUUGUGAACGUUGCGAUGACGAAUGCGUCCCCCUCGAGUCGCUGGGACGCAAUUCGCACAGCCAAUGCGCGCAAUGCUGGCCAAACGUCUUCAUGGGAUGCUCUGCGGCAAAGUCAUGAACGCGCUCGUGUCCCGUCAAAUCCUGACCGUCCACCGGAGGAGCCUGAUCGAGCACGAGAGCAAGCGGAGUUUGAUGCAUUGUUGGAGGCGGAGAGGAAGCUCGGAAGUGGGUGA